ACUGCCUUGCCGUGGCGAAGGGGCUUGAAGAACUCAGAGAAGCUAUGAACUAUGCCGAGCAGGGCACCCAAGAUGAACAGGUCAUAGUGGAGAGUUUUGACCAAACGUGAUCCACCUGGAGGAGGAACCGGCAAGCCACUCCAGUAUCCCUGCCAAGAAAACUCCAUGGACAAAGACAACAGGCAUAUAAAAGUUAUGACGCUGGAAGAUGAGCCCCUCAGGUCGGAAGGCGUCCAACAUGCUACUGGGGAAGAGCGGAGGGCAAGUACAAGUAGAUCCAGAGCUGAUGAAGCGGCUGGGCCAAAGCCGAAAGGACGCUCAGUUGCGGAUAUGCCUGGAAGCGAAAGGAAAGUCCAAUGCUGUAAAGAAAAAUAUUGCAUAGGAACCUGGAAUGUAAGAACCAUGAACCUGGGUAAGUUGGAGGUGGUCAAAAAUGAGAUGGCAAGAAUAAAUAUUGACAUCCUGGGCAUCAGUGAACUAAAAUGGACGGGAAUGGGUGAAUUCAGUUCGGAUGACCAUCAUAUCUACUACUGUGGGCAAGAAACCCGUAAAAGAAAUGGAGUGGCCCUCAUAGUCAACAAAAGAGUGGCGAAAGCUGUACUGGGAUGCAAUCUCAAAAAUGAUAGAAUGAUCUCGAUACGAAUCCAAGGCAGACCUUUUAACAUCACAGUAAUCCAAGUUUAUGCACCAACUACUGGUGCUGAAGAAACUGAAAUAGACCAAUUCUAUGAAGACUUACAACACCUUAUAGAAGUGACACCAAAGAAGGAUGUCCUUCUCAUUAUAGGGGAUUGGAAUGCUAAAGUAGGGAGUCAAGAGAUAAAAGGAACAACUGGCAAGUUUGGCCUUGGAGAUCAAAACAAAGCAGGGCAAAGGCUAAUAGAGUUCUGUCAAGAGAACAAGCUGGUCAUCACAAACACGCUUUUCCAACAACACAAGAGACGACUCUACACAUGGACAUCACCAGAUGGGCAGCAUCAAAAUCAGAUUGAUUAUAUUCUCUGCAGCCAAAGAUGGAGAAGCUCUAUACAGUUAGCAAAAACAAGACCUGGAGGUGACUGUGGCUCAGAUCAUCAGCUUCUUAUAGCAAAAUUCAAGCUUAAACUGAAGAAAGUAGGAAAAACCACUGGGCCGGUAAGAUACAAUCUAAGUCAAAUCCCUUAUGAAUACACAGUGGAAGUGAGGAACAGGUUUAAGGAUUUAGAUUUGGUGGACAGAGUGCCUGAAGAACUAUGGAUGGAGGCUCGUAACAUUAUACAGGAGGCAGCAACGAAAACCAUCCCAAUGAAAAGGAAAUGCAAGAAAGCAAAGUGGCUGUCCAAUGAGGCCUUACAAAUAGCGGGGGAGAGAAGGCAAGCAAAAUGCGAGGGAGAUAGUGAUAGAUACAGGAAAUUGAAUGCAGAUUUCCAAAGAAUAGCAAGGAGAGACAAGAAGACCUUCUUAAACGAGCAAUGCAAAGAAAUAGAGGAAAUAGAAUGGGAAGAACCAGAGAUCUGUUCAAGAAAAUUGGAGAUAUGAAAGGAACAUUUCGUACAAAGAUUUCCAUAAUAAAGGACAAAAGUGGAAAGGACCUAACAGAAGCAGAAGACAUCAAGAAGAGGUGGCAAGAAUACACAAAGGAAUUAUACCAGAAAGAAAUGGAUGUCUCGUAUACCCCAGGUAGUGUAGUUGCUGACCUUGAGCCAGACAUCCUGGAGAGUGAAGUCAAAUGGGCCUUAGAAAGCACUGCAAAUAACAAGGCCAGUGGAAGUGAUGGUAUUCCAGCUGAACUAUUUAAAAUUUUAAAAGAUGAUGCUGUUAAGGUGCUACACUCAAUAUGCCAGCAAGUUUGGAAAACUCAGCAGUGGCCAGAAGAUUGGAGAAGAUCAGUCUACAUCCCAGUCCCAAAGAAGGGCAGUGCCAAAGAGUGCUCCAACUACCGCACAAUUGCACUCAUUUCACACGCUAGCAAGGUUAUGCUUAAAAUUCUACAAGGAAGGCUCAAGCAGUAUGUGGACCGAGAACUCCCAGAAGUGCAAGCUGGAUUUAGAAGAGGCAGAGGAACCAGAGACCAAAUUGCAAACAUGCGCUGGAUUAUGGAGAAAGCUAGAGAGUUCCAGAAAGACAUCUACUUCUGCUUCAUUGACUAUGGCAAAAGCCUUUGACUGUGUCGACCACGGCAAACUAUGGCAAGUUCUUAAAGAAAUGGGAGUGCCUGAUCACCUCAUCUGUCUCCUGAGAAAUCUCUAUGUGGGACAAGAAGCUACAGAUGUCAAUAUUUAUUCUUGCCAUCUCAUUUUUGACCACAUCCAACUUACCAAGGUUCAUGGUUCUUACAUUCCAGGUUCCUAUGCAAUAUUUUUCUUUACAGCAUUGGACUUUCCUUUCACUUCCAGGCAUAUCUGCAACUGAGCGACCUUUCGGCUUUAGCCCAGCCACUUCAUCAGCUCUGAAUCUACUUGUACUUGUCCUCCACUCUUCCUCAGUAGCAUGUUGGACACCUUCUGACCUGAGGGGCUCAUCUUCCAGCGUCAUAAUUUUUAUAUGCCUGUU
Messenger RNA from Podarcis raffonei (Aeolian wall lizard), 2532 nucleotides. RefSeq names its product craniofacial development protein 2-like. The coding region runs from base 166 to 1518 and encodes 450 amino acids. The record is from RefSeq and is a predicted model, not a curated record. The transcript is spliced from 2 exons. Gene Ontology annotation, molecular function: catalytic activity. NCBI's taxonomy places the organism in Eukaryota, Metazoa, Chordata, Lepidosauria, Squamata, Lacertidae.